This is a messenger RNA of Caenorhabditis elegans, 903 nucleotides long. RefSeq names its product ADP/ATP translocase (gene ant-1.2). Gene Ontology annotation, cellular component: mitochondrion; mitochondrial inner membrane; membrane. Lineage: Eukaryota; Metazoa; Nematoda; Chromadorea; Rhabditida; Rhabditidae. The transcript has a single exon. Gene Ontology annotation, molecular function: ATP:ADP antiporter activity. The record is from RefSeq and is marked reviewed. Gene Ontology annotation, biological process: mitochondrial ATP transmembrane transport; transmembrane transport; mitochondrial ADP transmembrane transport. Bases 1 to 903 code for a protein of 300 amino acids.
AUGACCACAAAGGAAGGAUUUGAUUAUCGAAAGUUUCUUGUUGAUCUCGCCUCCGGAGGCACUGCUGCAGCAAUCUCAAAAACUGCCGUUGCUCCAAUUGAACGUGUAAAGCUUCUACUUCAAGUCAGUGAUGUCUCUGAAACAGUAACUGCCGAUAAAAAAUAUAAAGGAAUUAUGGAUGUUCUUGCUAGAGUGCCAAAAGAACAAGGAUAUGCAGCAUUUUGGAGAGGAAACCUUGCAAAUGUGCUUCGAUAUUUUCCAACGCAAGCGCUGAAUUUUGCAUUCAAAGACACUUAUAAGAAGAUGUUUCAAGAAGGAAUUGACAAGAAUAAAGAAUUCUGGAAAUUCUUUGCUGGAAAUCUCGCUUCUGGUGGAGCAGCUGGUGCAACAUCUCUAUGCUUCGUGUACCCACUGGAUUUUGUGCGUACUCGUCUUGGAGCCGAUGUUGGAAAAGGAGUGGAUAGAGAGUUUCAAGGUCUAACGGAUUGUUUUGUGAAAAUUGUGAAAUCAGAUGGACCAAUUGGUCUUUAUAGAGGAUUUUUUGUUUCAGUACAAGGAAUUAUAAUUUAUCGUGCAGCAUAUUUCGGAAUGUUUGAUACUGCCAAAACAUUGUACUCAACUGACGGGCAAAAACUCAAUUUCUUUACGACAUGGGCAAUUGCUCAAGUUGGAACAGUUGGUUCUGGAUAUUUAUCAUAUCCAUGGGAUACAGUACGUCGUCGAAUGAUGAUGCAAUCAGGGAGAAAGGAUAUUCUCUAUAAAAACACUUUGGAUUGUGUUAGAAAGAUUGUGAAGAAUGAAGGAAUUACUGCAUUAUACAAAGGAGGUCUUUCAAAUGUAUUCCGAGCAACUGGAGGUGCUCUUGUGCUCACAAUUUAUGAUGAGAUUCAACAUUUAAUUUAA